This is a messenger RNA of Styela clava, 5357 nucleotides long. RefSeq names its product rho GTPase-activating protein 12-like. NCBI's taxonomy places the organism in Eukaryota, Metazoa, Chordata, Ascidiacea, Stolidobranchia, Styelidae. The record is from RefSeq and is a predicted model, not a curated record. Gene Ontology annotation, biological process: signal transduction; regulation of GTPase activity. Gene Ontology annotation, molecular function: protein binding. Gene Ontology annotation, cellular component: cytoplasm.
GUAGUAUAUUAUAAUGUUAUCUAAAAUGUGAUGAGGAAUAAAUACUAAGUUACUAUAACUGCAGAACUGCGUAGUGAUUCAGUAUCCUGGUAUCUGAAAUAUCGAGUAUAUAGUGAUGUCAAGGUCAAUUAAUGCAAAUGAUUUGGGUCGGGUAGUUCGAGUGGAAUAUGAUUAUACUUACAAAUCCAAUGAUGGGAGAAAUAUUAAAAUAACGGAAGGAGAGGAGUACGUGCUUAUCAAAAAAUCAAAUGAAGAUUGGUGGCAAGUAGUUAAGAAAGAGCAAAAGAAGCCAAUGUAUGUUCCAGCAGCUUAUGUGAAAGAAAUGCAGCAGAAAAGAUUUUUAGACCAUCCAUUUUUCAAAAAAGCUCAUAAUGCAGUGCUGAAAUCACAGAAGAAAGAGAGUGAUGAGAAGAGAGAUGACUCAAAGCCAAAGAAAACUGUCAAAAGACUUUCUGAUGGACCAACCUCACAGGCAUCAAAAGAACGAAUGAUUGUUGUCACUGGAUCUAGAGAAGAUUUGAGUGUUUUAUCUGGAUUCUCACACACAUCAAAAUUUAGUGAGAUGCGGGCCAGCACCGAUUCACUCGAUAAAUUUAUUGAAAAUGAAAAUCCUUAUGAUAUUGUUCCACUUGAACCUCUCGCAAGGCCAAAGGAGAAAAAGACACAGGUUUCGUCUCGUUUACAAGUAAAACCAAGUGAUGCUCAAAACGAUGAAGAUCCAGAUUAUGAGAAUUUAUCUGAUUUUGUAUCAACAUCACCAAAUGCUGCUUACCAGCAACCUGAUAAAAAUAGUACUACAAAUAUGGAUUCAAAGAAAAGUGGUAGUAAAAGCCCUCCUGCUGUAUCAAAAAAGCCUUCAUUCCGACGUCCUGAUUUACCAGAUAGUAAUACACACGUAUAUGCAAACCUUCAGGGGAAAUCUGCAAUUAAGCCUGCGAUGCCAUCACAUCAUUCGCCACAAUCGUCCACCCUCAUUGAGGUUAUUGAAGAUGGAUGGGAGUUGCAUUUAGACAACGAUACUGGCAAUAGGUAUUAUUAUAAUCCAGCAAGUGGAAGCAUGAGCACGAAACCACCAAGAAGAAGUACAGAUUCAUUGAAGAAAUCUCAAAAAACCUCAAACAUAACAGAACAAAGUUCUCCAGAACCAGCUCCAAGAUCUCAUAAUAAAUCGCCUCUCAAUGCAGAAAGUAAAAGGGUUCUAAGGCCUUCUCCACUUCAACGAAGAAAAACUUCACCUGCAAGAUUUAAAAAUCCAGGCAAAGCUCCAUUCAUGCAAAGUAGGAUUGAUAGAAAAUCGAGAAAAGAUGAAGAAAACACGGAACCCAAUGAGAACAACAGCAAUAAUUUUCUUGUUGCUGAUGAGUUAAGUUCGAGUCCUGUGCGUGGCAGUGAAAAACAAGAGGAUUCUUUGCCAUCUUCAUUACCUCACAACCAUUCCAGAGGGUCAUCAGCUACGUCAAGGUCAUUAUCACCUAGUGCUGCCGUCUCACCCUACAAUCCUGUUGAAUCUCCAUCCCCUACUCCCGCAGGAUGGGUCAAAGAAACAAAUGUUGAUGGUGACACUGUUCUCAUUAACAGUGUAAAUGGUGAACGGUGGAAUCAGUUUUUCGAUACAGACAGUGGAAGCUUUUAUUAUUGUAACGAAGUAACCAGAGUUACAUUAUGGGAUUUACCAUUGAUUGAAAACCUUGCACAAAGUAACACAACUAAGGGUGGCGAUAUCGAAAACUCUGCUGAGACACCAAAGUCCAGAGGAAGAUAUUCUGCCAAACAUGAGCGAUCUUCCAGUGGGCCACAUGAUUCACCUUCUGCAUUGAGAGAUGCAAGAAAAUCAAGUAUACGAAAAUCAAAGACACUUGAUAGAGACAGUUACCUACCUACAGCAGACGGCGAGUUCGGUGAUCAAAAGUCUAAAUCAUCCUCACUUCCUUGGCCAAAGAAGAAAGCACCUAAGUCACCACCAACUCCUCCUUCGGCCAAUCUUAAACCAAGAAAGGGAAGAACUCGGGAUAAGAACGCAAACAAAAGAAUGUUGCACUCGCAGUCAAUGAUUCUUUUGGAUGGCAACACACACUCUGCAAAGUAUGCUUCUCCGUUUCAUCAAGACGAGUCUGAUCCAAGCGAGGCAACAGCACCAGGGAUUUUGACUGGACAACGAAACUUGUUUGCACCACCCCCUCAUCCAAUGAUAGAGCGACAAGGCAGAUUAAACUGGACCAAACUUGCUGAAGCGGGAAAAAAGAUAAGAAAAAAUUGGGUUCAACUUUGGGUUGUUUUAUUGUCGAACAACCUUUUAUUUUAUAAGGACCAGAAGCAGGCACAUAUGACCAAGGCAAACCCACUUGGAAAACCAGAAAGUAGUUGUGAAUUGAGAGGUGCUUGUGUGGAAUGGGCUAAAGAAAAGAGUAGCAAGAAAAAUGUGUUUGAGGUUAGUACUGUACGAGGUUUUUGCUUCCUUCUGCAACAGGAGGAUGAGAUUUUAAUAAAUGAAUGGUACAAAUCUAUCAAUACAGCAAUAAAUCGUGCGAAUAACAUCGAACCACUGGACCAGAGUCUUAUGCCAAGAAAAGAUAGUCACGGUAGCACAGAAGACGAGGGUAUGGAGAACAACAAUCAUCUGGAUGUAAAAGAUAAAAAGAAGAAAGAUAAAGACAAGAAAAAAGAUAAAAAGGGAAAACCACCAUCCAGGCAUGGAUCUGAUGCACGACAGUCAGACAAAGUACGCAGUAAACUGAAGAAAUUUAUUGGUAGAAGACCAACAAUGGAAAGUUUACAAGAAAGAGGUUUAAUUAAAGAAACAGUGUUUGGUUGUCCUCUCGAUAAAUUGUGUGACAAACAGGGAACGAAUAUUCCUUAUUUUGUCAAGUCAUGUGUGGAAGAAGUUGAGAAACGAGGUCUAAAUAUUGAUGGAAUCUACAGGGUUAGUGGGAAUUUAUCGCAUGUCCAAAAACUGAGAUACACUGUAGACAGAGAAAUACCAGUGAAUUUCAGUGAUCCUGAAUGGGAAGAUAUUCAUGUUAUUACAGGAGCUCUUAAGAUGUUUUUACGAGAAUUACCAGAACCUGUUAUACCUUUCACAUUCUUCGAUAAAUUCAUUGCUACAUGUAAAAUUUCUGACAAAAAUUCAAGGCAUGAUGCAACAAAAAGUUUAAUUCGAGCUCUGCCAAAACCAAACAAAGAAACAUUAAAAUAUCUAUUGCUGCACUUUUGCAAGGUUGUUGAACAUAGUGAAUCAAAUCGGAUGCAAGUUCAAAAUAUUGCCAUCGUGUUUGGACCUACAUUGUUAUUAAAACCACCUGAACUUACAAACCAUCAUGAUCCAGGCGGUGGACAUAUGGCAGUAUAUAUGAUGUAUCAGAAUCAAAUUAUCGAUUAUAUGUUAAGCGAAUUCAAAGCGCUUUUUUAGUACUUCAAGCUGCAUUGGCUAUCCCAGUAUUGCCAUCGAAACUACCUGCUCUUAGACAUAUUAGAAUAGCAAAUCGAGUAACUAUUACUGAGGAUAAAUUCACAUCAAACGGAUUUGAAAUUCCAUCUUUUCUGCAUAUGAAUCAAUAACUCAGGCAGAAAAUUAUCACAUGAAUGUAUGCAUGUUGGGAGCAUCAUAUUGAUUCAUAUCCAUGAAUUCAGAAAAGUUACAUAAAGUUGGCACCCCCGACUUUUUGGGAUAAAUCAUAUGACAUGGAUGAAUAAGACCUAGCAGUGUCUGUCCUUGAUGUGUGUAACGUGAAUGAUCGAAAAUAUCUAACAGGAUAAGAAAUAUAUUGAAGUCUUUGACCUCACUGUCCAGGAUAUCUUCAUAGAUUCCAGUGUCGCCACUGAUACAACACAGUCUCCUGCUUGUUUAAUGUUUUGUAAAUGUUCCUCCAUUGUACUCUAUAAAAUAAACAUUUUCCAUUUAUAUUAUAUUGUUUGGUUAUAAAUAAAUAAUGAUGCAUUUUUUUGAAUUUUCAGCAGUAUUUUUUUAUGUUGUUGGAAAGUCUAUUGAAUUAUAUCUUUACUAGAAUUUCCGUCUUACCACAUAUAUUGACAUGUACUGAGAUGUUAUUAAUGAUUCAGCUUUAUACACUCACUUAGCUGCCCAGUUGCUCAAUAUAUGAAUGAAAUAAGAAUCAAAAUCAAUAGGAUCCACUUUUCAUCUUGAAUAUGCAUAUAACAUGGGUUAUAGUAUUUCCAAAAGUACCUUCCGAAUAUUGCAAGCAAAUUCAAAUAGGAUUUUAACUGUCCUAUGUUAAGAUGCAAAUACUAAUAAUCAUUAGUUUAAACUAAAUUGAAACAGCACAUCCUAUAAUUUAUCCUGAAACAUUCCUAUAUUUUACACACCAUAUUCAGUAGGAUAUUUUUCAAUUCAAUUAUGGGGCGAAUAGAGUAGAAUGGGUUGCCCAUUUGUAGAAUAAUAAUUAGAUCUAUUGGUUUCAAUAGUCAAGUUUUUUGUCAUUUUGAUGGAUUUGUGCAAUUUUUGAGCACCAAUCACCGUACUAUCUAUGAUCCUUGCUCGUACACUAUGUGGCACAGUUUUCUCUUUGGUUGAUUAAAAGAGGUCACACUAACAUUUUGUUAAAAUACCCAUAUAAUCAGCAAGAAUCCAAUAGGUAGAAACUUUACCAAUGAUGCUUGCCAGAUAUUAUUAAUUCAACUUUAAUGUGGGCAACAUAGAGAAAAGUAAACCGCAUUACCUCAUUUCAAUUACGAGUUUUUCAUGUUGUUUUCGAAGAGAUCUGUUGGGCAACAAAACCAAGUUUAAAAUGAUGUUUUCUCCCAAAUAUUUGAUGUCCUAUUUUUAAUUUGUCCAAGUAAAUGUAAAUAACAAUUUUGUUCCAGUGAUGGAAUGAAUAUAUUUAUUUAUAAAUUUGAUAGUAUUUUUUGGGGUAUUUUUAUGUCAUUGAUUUAUGUAUUGAGUACAGGCCCAACUACUUUUCACAUCUCUGGUAGUAAAAGAUUAUUGUUUUUCAAUCAUAUAGCAAUUUUUCUUUUGUGAAAUCUCUCGCAUUGUGCAUUUCAACCGUGCUGGACAGAAAAUCUCUUCUGUUAUUUAUCUACAAAUCUUCUUGUGUAAAGUAUCAAUGUAUAUUUUCUACCAUAGAAUUAUCAGCUCCUAUUCAUUAAAAUAUGAACUAACAAAGGAGAAGACAAUUUUAACUAAAGCUAAUGUCUAUCUGUGGUCCUUUUUUUUCAGCUGAUGUCAGCUAUAUAUAUACACGAUGUAAGAUGUCCCCCUUUUUAUACUUUUUGAUUUAUAUAAACAUGCAUAGCAUAUUUACUUUACUAUUAUACCACUUGUUGAAAAAAAGUAAUUAUGUUUUUCGUUUUCUCUUGUUAUAAUCAGAAUGUUUUAUUGAACAAUAAAGUCUUUAACUUGG